This is a messenger RNA of Oldenlandia corymbosa var. corymbosa, 2034 nucleotides long. The record is from the annotation of a GenBank genome assembly. Lineage: Eukaryota; Viridiplantae; Streptophyta; Magnoliopsida; Gentianales; Rubiaceae.
AUGGCACCAAAUUGGCCUAUUUUGCAUGUUUCCGCUAGCAAGGAUGGGAUGUACUUGGCUAUUGCCGGACUCCAUGGAUUAAUUUUGUAUGACAUUCGACUUAAACGUUGGCGGGUGUUUGGAGAUAUUACCCAAGAGCAGAAGAUCCAAUGCCAAGGCUUGUUAUGGCUCGGGAAAAUUGUUGUUGUUUGCAACUACCUUGAAGCUUCAAACAUGUAUGAAUUGCUCUUUUAUCCAAGAUAUCACCUGGAUCAGAGCUCGUUACUUUGUCGGAAACCGUUGCUCGCAAAGCCUGUGGUUAUGGAUGUUUAUCGAGAUUAUCUACUUGUUACAUACCGCCCCUUUGAUGUUCAUGUAUAUCAUGUGAAUUUAUCUGGUGAUUUGACACCUUCUAGCACCCCAGAUCUACAGCUUUCUACAGUACGAGAACUCUCAAUUAUGACUGCAAAGACCCAUCCAGCUGCUAUGCGUUUUAUCCCUGAUCAGCAUCCUGAAGAAAGUGUUUUGAGAAAGGAUUUAUCUUCAUCAGAUCAUUUAGAUAGAGAACCUGCUAGAUGUUUAAUUUUGAGGACCAAUGGGGAGCUUUCCUUGCUGGAUUUGGAUGAAGGACGUGAGAGAGAACUCACUGACUCGGUAGAAUUGUUUUGGGUCACUUGUGGUCAGUCUGAGGAGAAAACAAACUUAAUUGAGGAAGUUUCUUGGUUAGAUUAUGGCCACAGAGGAAUGCAGGUUUGGUACCCUUCUCCUGGCUUGGAUCGUUUUAAGCAGGAAGAUUUCUUGCAGUUGGACCCGGAGCUGGAAUUUGACCGGGAAGUAUAUCCCCUUGGGCUGCUUCCCAAUGCGGGGGUUGUAGUUGGUGUUUCUCAAAGAAUGUCCUUUUCAGCAAGCACAGAGUUCCCAUGCUUUGAGCCAUCACCUCAGGCCCAAACUAUAUUGCAUUGUCUACUUCGGCAUCUUCUUCAGAGGGACAAGAGUGAAGAAGCUUUACGUUUAGCACAAUUGUCUGCAGAGAAACCACAUUUUUCUCAUUGCCUUGAGUGGCUUCUUUUUACUGUGUUUGAUGCGGAUAUCUCGAGCCAAAAUAGCAGCAAAAACCAGACACGAGGUCCUAAUCAUGCUUCUAGCGCUUCUCUUUUGGAGAAAACUUGUGAUCUCAUCAGAAACUUUCCAGAGUAUUUUGAUGUUGUUGUAAGUGUUGCUAGAAAGACUGACGGUCGGCAUUGGGCGGAUUUAUUUUCUGCUGCUGGGAGAUCGACCGAGUUGUUUGAGGAAUGCUUUCAACGGAGAUGGUAUCGAACGGCUGCUUGCUAUAUUCUCGUUAUUGCCAAACUUGAAGGUCCUGCAGUCAGCCAAUACUGUGCAUUGCGCCUAUUGCAGGCAACUCUUGAUGAAUCUCUUUAUGAGCUCGCUGGGGAACUGGUGAGAUUUCUCCUUAGAUCAGGGAGGGAAUAUGAACCUGCCAGUACAGAGACAUCCCCCAGAUUCUUGGGUUAUUUUCUUUUCCCAUCUACUAAUCGGAGGCAACAAUUGGACUCUAAGAGUUCGUUUAAAGAUCAGAGUGCUCAUGUUGCUUCUGUUAAGAACAUUUUGGAAAGCCAUGCCAGCUACUUGAUGUCUGGGAAAGAACUCUCAAAGCUUGUUGCAUUUGUUAAAGGCACUCAAUUUGACUUGGUGGAUUUCCUUCAACGAGAAAGAUAUGGAAGUGCUCGCUUAGAGAAUUUUGCUUCAGGGCUUGAAUUAAUUGGUCAAAAGCUUCAAAUGGGAACUUUGCAGAGCCGGUUAGAUGCAGAAUUUCUCUUGUCACAUAUGUGCUCUGUUAAGUUCAAAGAGUGGGUGGUAGUCCUGGCCACUCUUUUGAGGCGAUCCGAGGUUCUGUUUGAUCUGUUCCGUCAUGAUUUCCGGUUGUGGAAAGCAUAUAGCAUAACCCUACAGUCCCAUCCUGUAUUUUCUGAAUACACUGAUUUGGUUGAAGCCUUGGAAGAAAGGCUUUCGUAUUCGAACAAUUCAUCAAGUACAACAUCUGAUGAGAGAUGA